Conger conger (European conger) is the source of this 3680-nucleotide messenger RNA. Its product is annotated as zinc finger protein 883-like. The record is from RefSeq and is a predicted model, not a curated record. Gene Ontology annotation, molecular function: DNA-binding transcription factor activity; RNA polymerase II cis-regulatory region sequence-specific DNA binding. Bases 408 to 2534 code for a protein of 708 amino acids. Gene Ontology annotation, biological process: regulation of transcription by RNA polymerase II. The transcript is spliced from 2 exons. NCBI's taxonomy places the organism in Eukaryota, Metazoa, Chordata, Actinopteri, Anguilliformes, Congridae.
GUUGCACUUACAGUUCAAGGGACAAUGGUGGAGAGGCUUUUAUGUGAGAUGGCCAGAAAACCUGCCUGCUAGCAGCCGCGGUCGAAUAAACUUUCUUCUUUUUUCCUUUUCUAAAGAACCAAUUCAGUUACGGAGUGGAAUUAAUGACUUUCGUUUCGUUCACCUAACAACGACCUACUGUGUUUAACACACUUGAGAUUAUUUAAAUGGAAUUAAUUUGGCCUAUCAACACAAGAAAUCAAAUCAAUGGAAUAAAUAUGGGAGCUGCACUUCUGCACACCUUUGAGCAGCAGUAUGAUGCAGGCAGGAGUCUGUCUGAGACAGGACACUGAGACAACACUACCAGAGCUCACUGAGCAGCACAGGAUCAAACUGAAAGAAGAGGAAGUGGACUGGAGUCUGUCCACAUGGCAGAGUCAGAGACUGAGUGUACUACACCAGGACUCAACACACUGGAGCCAGAGUGUGUUACAGCACACAGUGGGGUCAGUGCUGUACACCACACUGACUCACCAUUGAUAAAAACAGAACCUGAUCUGGGUCCCACCAACACUGGGCAUCUUAUUAAGACAGAGAGCCUAGACUUUACAGAGCUGGUAUGUAGAAUCCAUCUGCACCCUGACCAAAUCAAAACAGAAACUUAUCCGGGUCACACACACACUGGGUAUCUUAAGACAGAGAACCUAGAAGUUACAGAGCUGGGAUAUGUAACCCAUCUGCAUCCUGACCAAAUCAAAACAGAGACUGAUGAUGAAGGCUACAUUAAGGCCGAACACAUCAGUGUCCUGCAGGACAUUAAAUGUGAUGAUAUUACAUCUGAUGAAGUGAACACUGUGCUUAAUGGAGCUGGUGUUGUUCACAAAGACCGGACUGAACCAUGGCAGUGUGCAGGGGAGCCAAAUCCACACUGCAGGAAACCAGGGAAAGAACAGGACUGUUCCACCCAGCAUGUGAGAUGCCUUAAUGAGCCAUCAGAGUUAAUCCAAGACAAGGGAAACCAUAAUUGUGAAAAGCCCCACCAAUGCUCCCUGUGUGGGAAGUGUUUUCCUCAUGAAUCUCAUUUGAAUAACCAGAACAUUCAUUCAGAGGAAAAGCCGAACACGUGUAGUCUGUGUGGGAAGUGUUUUACCACAGCAUCUGUUUUGCAGAGGCACCAGAGAAUUCAUACAGGUGAAAAACCUUACAAAUCUAAUCGGUGUGGGAAGGGUUUUAAACAGAAAUCGCAUGUAAUCAGACACAAGAAAAUUCAUACAGAUGAAAAGCCCUACAAAUGUGAUCAGUGUGGGAAGUAUUUUUCAGCGAAGGCCGUUUUGAAGGUCCAUCAGAGAAUUCAUACAGGUGAAAAGCCCUACAAAUGUGAUCAGUGUGGGAAGUGCUUCUUAAGGAAAGCUGCUUUAACCAAACAUCAGGGAAUUCAUUCAGGUGAAAAGCCCUAUAAAUGUCAUCUGUGUGAGAAGUCUUUUGUUCAUAAAUGUUAUUUAAAUAUCCACCAGAGAAUUCAUUCAGGUGAAAAGCCCUAUAAAUGUAAUCUGUGUGAGAAGUCUUUUUUUCAUAAAUGUUAUUUAAAUAUCCACCAGAGAAUUCAUACAGGAGAAACGCCCUACAAAUGUGAUCAGUGUGGGAAGUGUUUUAAACAGAAAUCACAUUUAAUCAAACACAAGAAAAUUCAUACAGAUGAAAAGCCCUACAAAUGUGAUCAGUGUGGGAAGUGUUUUAAACAGAAAUCACAUUUAAUCAAACACAAGAAAAUUCAUACAGAUGAAAGGCCCUACAAAUGUGAUCAGUGUGAGAUGUCUUUUCUUAGUCAAUCGAAGUUAAAUACCCACCAGGUAAUUCAUGCAGGUGAAAAACCCUACAAAUGUAAUCAGUGUGGGAAGUAUUUUUCAGCGAAGGCCGUUUUGAAGGUCCAUCAGAGAAUUCAUACGGGUGAAAAGCCCUACAAAUGUCAUAUGUGUGAGAAGUCUUUUGUUCGGAAAUGUUCUUUAACCAAUCAUCAGAUAACUCAUUCAGUUGAAAAGCCCUACAAAUGUCAUAUGUGUGAGAAGUCUUUUGUUCAGAAAUGUUAUUUAACCAAACAUCAGAGAAUUCAUUCAGGUGAAAAGCCCUACAAAUGUCAUAUGUGUGAGAAGUCUUUUGUUCAGAAAUGUUCUUUAACCAAACAUCAGAGAAUUCAUUCAGGUGAAAAGCCCUACAAAUGUCAUCUGUGUGAGAAGUCUUUUGUUCAGAAAUGUUCUUUAACCAAACAUCUGAGAAUUCAUACAGGGGAAACGCCCUACAAAUGUGAUCAGUGUGGGAAGUGUUUUCAUAGUAAAAGUAAUUUACAGUCUCAUCAGACAAUUCAUAAAAAAGAAAAGGCCUACUUGUGUACUCAGUGUGGGAAGUGUUUUUUUCGUAAUCGUGAUUUAAUUAUCCAUCAGAAAGUCCAUACAGGGGAAAAGCCAUACAAAUGCAAUCAGUGUGGGAAGUGUUUUCAACAGAAAUCACAUGUAAUCACACACGAGAAAAUUCAUACAGAUAAAGCCCUGCAAAUGUGAUCAGUGUGAGAUGUAUUUUCUUUGUAAAUCUAAGUGAAAUACCCACCAGAUAAUUCAUGCAGGUGUAAGGCGGAAAUAAUUAACAUGUGGUAUCGUCACUCUGGCACUGGUCAGCUUGCUGACUUCCUCUGAUACCAUGGCAAUAUGUGGCUGUAAAGUAGCUCUCCUCCCAGGAGCAUACAUCGUUAGCUCCCACCUUUUGGCACCCAUGUCUGUGGGGGAAAACUUGUGUGUUGUUCCCGGAGGGACUGUCUUCCUGGGCCCCCUGUGGAACCCCCCCUUCUCUAUAUUACCAUGAGGGGUACAAAAACUUAGUUAUUACAUUAUGCGACUGUCAUGAAAACGCACAACUACAUCCCUGUCCAGGUAUCUCCAGUCAGCUCUACGAUUCGGACUUCCUUUUGGGGAUUCAGACCAUUUGCUCCUGAGCGCAUUUGUCCGCAUCUGGGAAGACUGAGAUAAAGGGGAAUGGCCGUGGAUGUGUGUUCUAGGGGCCUAUAGGUCAGAGAGGUCAUUAAGCCCCUGCCAAACCAUGGGAAAGGAAUGUCUCCGUGACCCAACCUGACCCAACACCUGGUCAAUUCCUAUGGGAAAGACUCAGGACACUCCCACAGUGCCCCCAUUUGGACACUUCUGUCAUUACACCCUUUACUUCGCCCCUGGAUUAAGGAGGGACUUUUCAUGACAACUACAACAUAAUCAGACAUGAUGAUAAUCUGUUUGGUAUGGAUGCAAUCAGGUAAUAUCAAGCAAGGAAUCAAAUGAGAUACAUUUCAUACCAAAUAGAGUUUAGUAGCAUAGUUUCAAUUACUCAAGGGAAAACUAUAUGUCCUCUCUGGUAAUCAUCUGUUUUUCCCUUUUAACAACCCCCAAAGGUCUAAAUUCCAGAUUUGACCACCCCUCCAGGUUAGUUUAUGGCACUGCCGCCUGGUUCAAGAGUGUGAUUUGGCAUAAAAGAAGGGAAUACGAACCCAUCAGGGAAGAUCGUAUCUGUCUUCCCACACAUGUGCAUUUUCUGUGUUUGUGUGUAGUUGAAGCAGGCUGGGUAAGAUUAUUGACUUUGUAUUUGUAUUUCUGUAUUAAUUGACUGUUGAAUUCUAAGAUAAUGACCUACCUGCCUGUUAAUAAAUACUUAUUUUUAACUUG